AUGAUAGAUUUCAACUUCGACAGUGCUUGUACUACUCCUUAUAUUAGUGCUCCUUCAAGUCCUCAACAUUUUGGGACAACAUUCUUUUUCAGUGCCCCCACUAGCCCUACUCGCAUCUCUGCCCUUAUGGAGAAACUAACCGGACAUGAAUUGGAGAAAAGCUCAAUAAUACCAGCAGCUGAUGAGCUCUUUGAUGGAGGAAAAAUCAAGCCUUUAACAAAUUCACCCUUUGAGUCCCCGAUAUCACCAAAGUGGAAGUUCAAAGGUAAGAAGCACGCGAUCGAGCCAAUUGUAGAAGCCAAGGAAAGAACUCAAAAUUCUAUAAGAAAUAAUUCUUCAAGUUCCAAUAGACAUAAAGCAACAAGAUCAUUAUCUCCUCUGAGAGUAUCGGAUUUAUUGUUAAUUGAUGAGGAUGAUGAAAGUAUUGAUCAAGAAAAAACAGAGUACUCUGUUUCAUUGUUGAUAUCGAUAUGGAACAGUUGGAAGUUGAAAGACUUAUUGCUAUUUAGAAGUGCUUCCGAGAGUCGAGCAAGUAGCAGUAUAAAAGAGUUAAAUAAGAAGAUGAGGAGACCGAUUUCGGCUCAUGAAUUGCAUUACAAGAUGAAGAGGGAGGUGUUGAAAGAUAUGAAGAAGAAAACUUUCUUACCAUAUAAGCAAGGUCUACUUGGUUGGCAUGGUUGCUAUGGCCUUGAUGAUACAAUUUCACCUUACAUGACUCCUCGUCAAUAG
Lycium barbarum (goji berry) is the source of this 729-nucleotide messenger RNA. RefSeq lists its product as uncharacterized. NCBI's taxonomy places the organism in Eukaryota, Viridiplantae, Streptophyta, Magnoliopsida, Solanales, Solanaceae. The coding region runs from base 1 to 729 and encodes 242 amino acids. The record is from RefSeq and is a predicted model, not a curated record. The transcript is spliced from 3 exons.